AUGGUUAUCGGAGUCGCCAUGAUGUCAGCCAUGAUCCCGACAAUCUACGGCUUGAACGAAGCGAGUCGCGGCGCGCAGGACUCGGAGCAGAAGCGCAAGGACAAUGUUCGCAAGACGCCUUUCCACAUCCAGUCCACUUGCGACCUCUUGGCGGGGGAGGAGGACGAACGGGCCCAGGUUCACAAUGCACGGCUGUAUCUUGGCUCGGACCAUAAGAUGUACGUCACGAAGCGACCGUCCCCGUCUAUGACCCCAUUCAAUGGCCAUUUCUUCAAAAAUCCGGACUUCGAAGACGACAAUCUGGCUGGGUUAGUGACAGCCAGUAACGAGCAGCCCCCGCAGGUGCGGUGGGUAUAUGUGGAUGUGCAGACAAGAGAGCUGAAAUGGGGGGGCCGCGAGGAGCGUGAGGCGAAUUUGAGCGGGCCGUUUGAUCUGGCGCCCGACGACGAUGAGUCGAUCAUACUGGACGAGAGCUUCAAGUGGAUCGCAAUUCGGGUGAGCGACUCAGAGCCCCACAUGCAGGAGGAGGGACCGGACGAUGAGGUGGUCUUAGGGCUAUGGAGGGUGUAUUAUUACGGCGAAGAUGGCCUGGGUCUGGGGAAGCCGGUGGAUAAGGGCAAACUGGCGAUCGUGUUGCGGAAGACGUCGGUGGAUUCUUGA
Molecule: messenger RNA, 660 nt
Organism: Aspergillus campestris IBT 28561
Lineage: Eukaryota; Fungi; Ascomycota; Eurotiomycetes; Eurotiales; Aspergillaceae
Exons: 2
Coding region: 1-660 (219 amino acids)
Source: RefSeq, a predicted model, not a curated record